CAUCUUACUGCGUACAUUUUACCCUGUGUCUUUGAGAGAUACCAGGUCCUUGAAAAGCACCACUUCGAUUACAUCCUAUCCUCCUCCACCAUCCACCAAACCCACCCGACCAGCCAGACAGGCAGACACCCCAUCAUGUCUGAAUCCCGGCUAUAUUCCUUCUCGCCGGAGACCAAGGAGAAGCUGCGCAAGUUCCGGCUCGGCACGUCCAGAGCGAAGGAUCCGCAGGCUAUUGUUUACAUAAUCGACAACAAGAACCAAGAAAUCCGCCCCGAAGAUGGCGAAGUCUACACGAAAAUGGACGAGCUGGCGGACGAGCUCCCGGAGUCGUCGCCGCGCUUCAUUCUGCUGAGUUAUCCGCUGACUUUGGGCUCCGGCCGUCUCGCAGUCCCCUACGUCCUACUGUACUACCUCCCCGUGAACUGCAACCCGAACGCGCGCAUGAUGUACGCGGGCGCCGUCGAGCUGAUGCGUAACGUGGCGGAGGUGAACCGUGUGAUUGAGGUGCGUGAGGAUGAGGAUAUUACGGGGAUUGAGGCGCGGUUGCAGAGUGAGGAUUAAAUUUAGGGAUUAUCCGGUGGGUGGUGUGGGUUGGUGUGGUAGAUGAGAUGGAGGGUGGAUGGAGUGGGAUUUGUUUUAUGCUGUGCCUGUCGGGUCUAGGUAUAGCGCUGCUUGGUUUGACGGGCAAGGAGGAGGAGGGGGGAGGGAGAAGAUUAAUGUAUUGGGUUAAUGAGGGCCGGGAAGUACUUAGAUUGGCAGAUUUAGCAUGUGUUAGGUUUCAGAUCCAUCAAUUUGAGUAGGUAAGUAGAAUAAGCAUUC
Aspergillus steynii IBT 23096 is the source of this 819-nucleotide messenger RNA. Its product is annotated as GMF family protein. Gene Ontology annotation, biological process: actin filament debranching; negative regulation of Arp2/3 complex-mediated actin nucleation. Gene Ontology annotation, molecular function: actin binding; Arp2/3 complex binding. Gene Ontology annotation, cellular component: actin cortical patch. The record is from RefSeq and is a predicted model, not a curated record. The transcript has 4 exons. The coding region runs from base 136 to 561 and encodes 141 amino acids. Lineage: Eukaryota; Fungi; Ascomycota; Eurotiomycetes; Eurotiales; Aspergillaceae.